This is a messenger RNA of Vespa mandarinia (Asian giant hornet), 1203 nucleotides long. Its product is annotated as transmembrane protein 170A. NCBI's taxonomy places the organism in Eukaryota, Metazoa, Arthropoda, Insecta, Hymenoptera, Vespidae. The record is from RefSeq and is a predicted model, not a curated record.
CAUAGAAUAUUAUAAGAAAAAUUAUUAAUUGCAUUUUAAUAUAUAAAGUUUAUUAGAAUUGAAAAUACUUUACUUUUUAGAUUUCAUUUUGUGCAGCCAUUAUUUACAUUUUUUAUGGAAAUUAAAAAUUUUUGUAAUCAAUGACAAAAAACAAAACUAUUACGAUGUGCUAUAAAUAAAAAAAUGAUAGUGUAUUUUUCAUAGAAUUAGUGCUUUAGAAGAUAUUGCAGUAAUCAAUUUUCUUUUGCGUGGAUAUAUAUAUAUAUAUACAUAUACACACGCGCAAAAGGUUAUGUGCUACAAAAUACUGCUUAUUGGUUAUGAAAAUGAUUUUUGUUGCAAAAAGGUUCCAAAAUGCAUAUUUAGAUUAUAAAAAUUAUUCUAAACGAGCAAAGAAGAAAACAACAAAGACUUCCAAAAACACGUCAUGAAUGAACACACAGAAAAUUCUUUACCUCAUACUCAAGUUAUAAGAAACAUGAAUGCAGGAAAUAUAUUUUACAUGCCACUAACUUCUUUUGCUGAGAUGUGGUACCAGAUAUUCUUGUGGGCAUUAUUUUCUUCUAUAUUUGUUCAUAUGAUAGCUGGUACAAUUUGUUUUGCCACUUUACGACAACAUAAGUAUGGAAAAUUUUUUCCACUCCUUAUAAUAAUAAUGGGUAUAUUGCUACCAUUGACAUCAGGGGUAUUAAGUUCUGCUGCUGUUGCAUUUGUUUAUCGAGCAUCGAGCCAUCAAAUGCCACCAUUAUAUGCAUUAGUAUGGGGGAUUGGGCAGACAUUUGUUGCUGCUUGUGUUGGAUUCACUAGAAUCUUGGCAACUUUAUAAUAUAAAAAUAUGAUUAAACAGUAACAAAAGAUAACAGUAACAACUAACAUAAUAAUUGUGAAUCGAAUUUUAAUAUAUAAUUACAACUUGUAUAAAUAUGUAGCACAAAUUUAUAUUAUUAUGCUUCAGAUUUUUGUGAUUUUAUAUGAGUAUUAAUAUUAUCAGGAAUCGCUUUUAUUUGCUCCAAUUUAUUGUUUAAUGCUUCUUGUGCUUCCAUUUUUUCAAUAUUUUCAGAAGAUGAUAUGCUACUUCUUACUAAAUCUGUAAAAUAAUGCGAUAAAUUUGUUAUAAAUAUUUAAACAUUAUGCUACCAACAUGUAUAAGUUUAAUUCAUAUACUGUCCAUAAAAUCUUAAAAUAAAGUUAUUAAUGUUAUGA